AAUCUCAGUUUUAAAUUUAUUUUAACAGAUUUUAUUGUUCCUCCUCUUAUUCCCUCAGGUAAGAUAAUAGGCUAACUAAAGUUCAACGAAAGCUUCAAAAGUGAUAUUAUCAGCAAAAAAUUUAUUGAGCAAGGAUUAGUGAUCUGCAUGACAUUUUGGCAUUCUUACAAUGUCGGGGUUACUAAAUAAUGCAUCUCUGAGUGGAUCAGCUUCAAAUCUUCAAGACAACACUGGGAGACCCUUUUCUGCAUCCUUCUCAAGUCAAUCGGGUGCACCUUCCCCUGUUUUUCAUCAAAGCGGAUCUCUUCAGGGGAUCAAUAACUUUAAUAGUGGUUUCAAUGUUCCGAAUAUGUCGGGCACACUUGGAUCAAGAAGCUCAAAUUCUACUAAUAUACCUUCAAGUGGACUUCAACAACAAAGUGGAAACCUUUCUGCUGGAAGAUUUACAUCAAACAAUAUGCCUGGUCUUUCACAGAUGGCUCAUAGCAAUUCACAUGGUCAUUCAGGGCUAACCAGUAGGGGUGGCAUGAGUGUUGUUGGAAGUCCUGGAUUUAGUAGUGGCACAAAUGCAGUUAGCGGUUCAGUUCCUGGAAUUUUUCCCACGUCUGCACCAAUCAGUAAUCGGAAUUCCAUUCCUGGAGUUGGAGUGUCACUAAAUUUAGGAAACCAGGGAUCUCGGAUCACGAGUUCGGCUGGAAAUGUCGGUGGUGGAAGUAUCAUGGGAAGAAGCAUGAGUUCUGGUGGAGGAUUGUCGAUUCCUGGCCUUGCUUCUCGGUUAAAUUUUAACUCUAGUACUGUGUUAGGAAAUUUGGGUGUACAGGGAUCAAAUAGAUUAAAUGGUGGUAUGCUUCAACAAGCCUCCCCACAGGCGACGUCUAUGUUUGGAAAUUCGUAUCAUUCAGGUGGACCACUUUCUCAAAUUCAUUCUCAAAACUCCACGGGAAUGUCAAAUGAUGUGAAUAACAAUAAUGGAUCCCCGUUUGAUAUAAAUGAUUUCCCUCGGCUGAGCAGCCGCCCAAGCUCCUCUGGUGGAACCCAAGGACAGAUUGGCUCCUUACGGAAACAAGGUCUUGGUGUUAGUUCUGUUGUUCAGCAAAACCAAGAAUUCAGCAUCCAGAAUGAAGAUUUUCCAGCCCUACCAGGAUUUAAAGGUGGCAAUGCUGAUUAUGCUCUGGAUCAACAUCAGAAGGAUCAACCUCAUGACACCAAUGUGUCCAUGGUGCAGUCUUCACAUUUCUCAAUGGGAAGAUCUUCUGGAUUCAACUUAGGUGGAACAUAUUCAUCGCAUCAACAACAACAACAACAACAACAGCAACAACAUGUUCCAUCAAUCAGUAGCAGCGGUGUACCGUAUACAUCUGUUAAUAAUCAAGAUCUACUCCAUUUGCAUGGUUCUGAUAUGUUUCAAGGAUCACAAUCAUCCUAUCACUCACAGGGCUCUGGAUUGCCAGGUACUGGUUUGAGACCUUUGAAUUCUCCACUCACAGUUUCUGGGGUUGGUUCUUAUGACCAGCUUAUUCAGCAAUAUCAACAGCAACAAAAUCAAUCUCAGCAAUAUCAACCGCAACAAAAUCAAUCUCAGUUCCAGUUACAGCAGAUACUUGCCGCUAGUCAGUCAUACAAGGACCAGGGGAUGAGGUCGAUGCAGGUUAACCAAGCUGCCCCUGAUCGAUUUGGGCUGCUUGGCCUAUUGAGUGUAAUAAGAGUGAGUGAUCCUGAACUAUCAUCUCUUGCACUAGGAAUCGAUUUGACCACACUUGGCUUAAAUUUAAAUUCAGCGGAAAAUCUUCACAAGACAUUUGGUUCCCCGUGGUUGGAUGAACCUACCAAAGGAGCUCCAGAGUUCACUGUACCGCAAUGCUAUUAUGCUAAGCAAGCGCCUGUUCUUACUCAAGGCUAUUUGUCGAAGUUCCAGUUAAAUACUUUAUUCUAUAUAUUCUACAGCAUGCCAAAAGACGAAGCCCAACUGUAUGCCGCAAAUGAGCUGAACAAAAGAGGCUGGUUCUACCACCGGGAGCAUCGAUUGUGGUUUAUGCGGGCUGCAAACAUGGAGCCUCUCGUCAAGACGAAUGCAUAUGAGAAAGGAUCUUAUAUAUGCUUUGAUCCAAACACAUGGGAAACUAUACGCAAGGAUAAUUUUGUAGUCUACUAUGAGAUGUUGGAAAAAGACCAACUACUACUCAACAUCGACAAUUUUACAUCUAAAGUCCCUUUGGUAGCUCGUUGGUUAUGGUAGAUUGGUAGUCAUGUUUCAGGUUUAGGGUUAGUUUCAUGUUGUCUAAUCCUUUGUAAUAUCAGUUUUUAGUUGGUCAUUAGGAAUACCCGUUCCAGCAUUCUUUUUGGCAAAAUUAAACAAUAUGAAUCAUUCUUUUAAAGGAAUAGAAAUUCGUUCUAGCUUUGUAGGCAGGUCUUGGAUUUAUUUUUAAAUGGUAAAGUUUUUAUUUCUGA
Molecule: messenger RNA, 2448 nt
Organism: Erigeron canadensis
Lineage: Eukaryota; Viridiplantae; Streptophyta; Magnoliopsida; Asterales; Asteraceae
Product: probable NOT transcription complex subunit VIP2
Exons: 14
Coding region: 170-2236 (688 amino acids)
Biological process (GO): nuclear-transcribed mRNA poly(A) tail shortening; regulation of DNA-templated transcription
Cellular component (GO): P-body; CCR4-NOT core complex
Source: RefSeq, a predicted model, not a curated record